This is a messenger RNA of Trichoderma virens Gv29-8, 2571 nucleotides long. RefSeq lists its product as uncharacterized. NCBI's taxonomy places the organism in Eukaryota, Fungi, Ascomycota, Sordariomycetes, Hypocreales, Hypocreaceae. Gene Ontology annotation, biological process: proteolysis. The record is from RefSeq and is a predicted model, not a curated record. Gene Ontology annotation, molecular function: serine-type endopeptidase activity. Bases 1 to 2571 code for a protein of 856 amino acids. The transcript has 3 exons.
AUGGCUUCAUCCUCUGCGCCUACAGAUGUUCUUAAUGGUGUUCAAUUGUUGAUCACAGCAUCUGAAGCAAUUCUUGGUGCUGCUAGAGCCCUGAGAAUGGAAGAAAAAGAUGGCGAGCUUAAGGUGUUUUAUGCGGACGUCACAGCCUAUUGUGCCAUCGUGAAUUCCAAUUGGAAGCGCGUAAGCAAGGCAGUGUAUGGAGUUGACGCGGAUCUCAUCUAUAGAACUUUAGAUCACCUAGAAUCUGCAAUUGCACCCGACAUUCCCGAUCACUUCCUCCGUGAAGCACUUCCGAGUGCUUCACAUCAUGGGAAACUGCGCGCAUUCAGUCGGUAUUGGGGUGAACGAAGCGACAAUAAUGCGAUCCUCCGAUAUAUCAGAUUUGGAGCGAAUAUGGAAGAACGCGACCAAUUCAUCCAAUUGUUGGCUGAGUGUGAAAAGGAACUUGGAGUACGGUACCCUGAAAACGAAUAUGACUGGACACUCGAAGAACUUCCUACCAACGAAAACGCUGGGCCAUCAUCCUUCGCCGUGUGGAAUGCGGCGCAGUCCAUCUUUGAGGUUCUUGUUGCUUAUAGCAAUUGCGAUUGCAUACCUACUCAUGAGGCUCAGCUUCGUUUAGGUACCCACCGAAAGAACACAAGUGGAGAGGCAAAUAUGGACGAAUGUCUGGACUUCGAUAUGUUUCUUUUCAUGAAACAGGGCUGGAGAGAGACGCAUGUUCUCAUGGCGAAAGAGAUAAAGGAGAGUGUUGUACAAUUUCAGGCCAAUGCCCCAAUAAAAGAGCCCAAAGGAAAGAAAAAUGGAAUGAGGCUAAAACAACUAUGUGAGCCAAUUGGGAGGCUCGAACAUCGACUUAAUCUCAAAGUUACCGGAGGCCAGAUAUUUAAGCUACAAUCCAAAAUGAGCACUUUUCUCAUCGACAGAGCGAGGAGCCCUAUAACGUUGGAGCAGUUUCUUAGGAAAGGAUCACAUCCUUUCACUGAGAAGACAAAACGCAUUCUUGCUGUGAUGCUCAGCUACGCUGUCCUUUAUCUACACGAUACUCAGUGGCUGCAACCCACAUGGAGCUCUUCGCACGUCUUAUUUCUCCCCACAACCUCUUCAUCCAUCCCUUUACAGCCAUUCAUCCAAACUCAUCUGAUAAGUCACUCCAAAUCCGACUGGGAUUCAUGCAUCAGCCCAGAAGUUACCGAACCAGACGGCCUAGAUCCUGAUGAUUUACUAGUACAUCGCUGCCCUCUUCUAGUCACACUAGCGGUGAUGCUCAUGGAACUUUACUUUGCUGUUCCUUUCGAUAUCUUGGCCAAGCAAUACGGUGCGGACCUCACAGAUUAUACUCAAUCACCAAUCUCUACACCGAGGUAUCUAGAUGUCAUUCUAGUGUACGAAGCAUGCAAAGGCGAGAUUCCCGAGAGCUACCAAUUUCACUAUGCUGUGAAGAAGUGCCUAGAUCCCGCAACCUGGGAAGACGAAGACGAAAAUAAAUUGGAUAGCGAGGCACUAGUAUCGAAGAUAUAUCAAGAAGUCGUCAAGCCAUUAGAGACUGAACUAUGUCAAGCUUAUAGCGAAAUCUCUACUAUUAAUCUUGACGAGUUUGCAAAGACCAUUGACAUUGCGAACUGGGGCCCAAUUUUUCGAUAUCGAGAAGUCUACGACAGAUUCAUUCCACAGAGCCCAGCCCCACCCAGCAUCAGGAUUGCCAUUCUUGACACAGGUAUCGAUAUACGGCAUCCGGAUAUUGCUGCACGACUUGAAAAUAUUCAAGACAGGUAUAACUGGAUCAAAGAGGAUGGAAAUAUGGACAGGAGUGUUGUGUUUGAUCAGAGUGGCCAUGGCACGUUCGCGGCGAGCUUGAUUCUCGAUUAUGCGCCUGAUGCUCAGCUUUAUGUUGCCAAAAUAGCUGACAGCGAGCCAUCAACGGCCAGCCUGAUUGCCAAGGCUAUUAAUUAUGCGGUCUCUACCUGGAAAGUAGACAUCAUCUCAAUGUCAUUUGGCUUUCCUGCAUGCGAUAUGUACGAUUAUCAAGAACUUGAAGAUGCCCUUGCAAACGCUCAAGCGAAGCGCGUAUUGCUUUUUGCCGCCGCCUCGAAUAGCGGUGGGAGGCAGGGCCACGCAUACCCAGCUCGUGACCAGAAUGUUAUUGCCAUUCAUGCGACCGAUACAUAUGGUAAUCCGUCGACAUUUAGCCCUACAGCGAUUGGUCACGAUGAUAACUUUGCAACGGUCGGUCAAGCUAUUGAGUCGGCGUGGCCAGUGGAUCUAUGUGAUAAAACAUCCAACCCCCAGUCUCUUCAAUGCAAAUCUGGCACGUCGUUUGCGACACCCAUUGCAGCUGGGAUUGCAGCUUUCCUCUUGAUGUAUGCAAAGAUACACUUUCCAGGUAAAGCUAAUGCGUUGAAGAGUCGGCAGAGGAUGCAAGCGCUGUUGAAGCAAGUGGCCGAGAAAGAGGUGGGACAGACAUUGAGGGGUGGUUAUCAUUUCAUCGAUUUGAGCAUGAAUCCAGAUAGUUUGUUCGGCAAGCCCAAGGAUUUCAUAGAUGCGACGAUCAGGAAUAUUUUGAAUACCUAA